AUGGCUCUCCCCAAGCGCAUUAUCAAAGAGACGGAACGGCUCAUGGCCGAGCCUGUUCCUGGAAUCAGCGCCGUUCCCCACGAGGACAACCUGCGAUACUUUGACGUCGAGAUCCACGGUCCUGCCCAGUCGCCAUACGAAGGCGGCGUCUUCAAGCUCGAGCUCUUCCUACCCGACGACUACCCCAUGACUCCUCCCAAGAUUCGCUUCCUCACAAAGAUCUUCCACCCCAACGUUGACAAGCUCGGCCGCAUCUGCCUCGAUGUCUUGAAGAACAACUGGUCUCCCGCCCUCCAGAUCCGAACGAUCCUGCUCUCGAUCCAAGCCCUCUUGGGUGCCCCGAACCCCGACGACCCCCUCGCCGCCGACGUUGCCAAGAGCUGGAAGGAGGACGAGCAGGCGGCCAUCGCAACGGCCAAGGAGUGGACCACAAAGUACGCGCAACCCUGA
Messenger RNA from Fusarium keratoplasticum, 450 nucleotides. RefSeq lists its product as uncharacterized. Lineage: Eukaryota; Fungi; Ascomycota; Sordariomycetes; Hypocreales; Nectriaceae. The record is from RefSeq and is a predicted model, not a curated record. The transcript is spliced from 4 exons. The coding region runs from base 1 to 450 and encodes 149 amino acids.